Messenger RNA from Penicillium chermesinum, 891 nucleotides. RefSeq lists its product as uncharacterized. The record is from RefSeq and is a predicted model, not a curated record. The transcript has a single exon. Bases 1 to 891 code for a protein of 296 amino acids. NCBI's taxonomy places the organism in Eukaryota, Fungi, Ascomycota, Eurotiomycetes, Eurotiales, Aspergillaceae.
AUGCCCUGUGUCACGCGGAUUGUCUCGUCCGUCAAUCCGUUCAAGGAGCGCUUAACUGGCAACAGACGUGCUCAGAAUCGGGAGAUGCUGCGGCUCCAAGAGCUUUUCUUUGCAUGCCCCAACUUGAGGUCGUUUUCCAUCGAUGUAUAUGGUAACUACGGCGGCUGUGUUAGGAAGAUGCCGCUGUUCCCGAGAGUGCUGUGCUUCCAACUGACUGGGAGCGAGACGUUCCCGCCCCUGGAACACUUGUCACUCGAUGGAUACAAGUUUGGCGUCGAGGAGUGGCCUCAUUGGCGGCAAAAGUUCUCCUGGGGGAACUUGCGGUCAUUAAGUUUGGGGCCUCAGAAGUGUGAAGUGGUUUUGAGUCUGAUAAAAACCUGUACGCUGAAUCUGAAAAGCCUCAGGGUCGAGAAAUACUCAGACAAUGGACCUGGGGAUGUCCUUCCUGAUCUGGAAUCAUUCCUGGGGUCCUUCAACACACUGGAACGGCUGACUGUCAAUGGCUACUCUGUGUCGAGUGCUGGAAUCAGCAAUCAUCCUAAUCUGAAGCACUUCUGCAUGCACACCAUCGAGCCCUUUAACUCUGAUACCACACGGAAAACUCUCGAGCCGAUGGAGCUGUAUGACCUCGACAUCAAUUGUCCUCAUCUCGAAAGCUUGCAUCUGGACAUUCAGCGCGAUGGCGAAUGGGUAAGUGGUAUGAAUUCUUCUGUGGAGACCUAUACUGAUAUGGAACCGUCGCUUAGCCCCGAGAUAUGCUUGCAAUUAUCGCCGGUGGAUUCGAAAACCUUCGAGAGUUGCACCUCCAUUUCGAGCUCGGCCUCCACGAGCCCUCCAGGCAUGCAUUAUUCGGCACUGCUACAAGCAAAGACACCGAUGCCGGUCCUCUAG